GUGGCAAUUAACCUAAGAAUGAGGUUCACUGAAUUAAUCCAGAACCAGGAAUAACAGUGCCAGACAAAGCAGGGCUACAUCUCUGGAAUCCUGGUUGCAUAUGAAAGGGAGACUAGAAAUGGGAAUCAUCAACGUGGCCUCAUCUACCAACCUGCUGACAGACUCCAAGAAUGUGCAGCUGGUACUGGACCCUUCCCUGCAGCUGCUAAGCCGCAAGCAGCGGAAGCUCAUCCGCCAAAAUCCGGGCAUCCUACACAGCAUCAGCAGCGGCCUGCAGAGCGCCAUCAAGGAGUGCAAGUGGCAGUUCCGCAACCGCCGCUGGAAUUGCCCCACCACCUCAGGGCCCAACAUUUUUGGCAAGAUUGUCAACAGGGGUUGCCGGGAGACUGCUUUCAUCUUUGCUAUCACCAGUGCUGGUGUCACCCACUCCGUGGCCCGCUCAUGCUCCGAAGGCUCAAUCGAAUCAUGCACUUGUGACUAUCGCCGGCGGGGCCCAGGGGGUCCUGACUGGCACUGGGGCGGCUGCAGUGACAACGUCGACUUCGGCAGGGUCUUUGGAAGAGAGUUCGUGGACUCCAAUGAGAAAGGACGGGACUUGCGUUUCCUGAUGAAUUUACACAACAAUGAAGCAGGACGCCUGACCGUCUUCACGGAGAUGCGUCAGGAGUGCAAGUGCCACGGGAUGUCGGGCUCGUGCACCGUCAAGACCUGCUGGAUGCGGCUGCCCACCUUCCGCACGGUGGGGGACUUCCUGAAGGACCGCUUCGACGGGGCCUCGCGCGUCAUCUACGGCAACAAAGGCAGCAACCGGGCCUCCCGCGUGGAGCUGCACCACCUGGAGCCGGAGAACCCGGCCCACAAGCCCCCUUCCCCCCACGACCUGGUCUACUUCGAGAAGUCGCCCAACUUCUGCACGUACAGCGGCAAGACCGGCACGGCGGGCACGGCGGGCCGCUCCUGCAACAGCUCCUCCCCGGCCCUGGACGGCUGCGAGCUGCUGUGCUGCGGGCGGGGCUACCGGACCCGGACGCAGCGGGUCACCGAGCGCUGCAACUGCACCUUCCACUGGUGCUGCCACGUCAGCUGCUUGAACUGCACCAACAUGCAGGUGCUGCACGAGUGCUUGUGAGCAGCCAGGGAGGGAAGGGCCUGCUGCGGCCUCCGCUCCCGCCCCUAGCGUGAGCUGAGGGGACCCACCAAGGCAAAAACACUCCUCCUCCUCCUCCUCCCCCCACAGCAGAGGGGAGGCAAACACUCUCCCUGGGCUCUCUCCGAAUACAGCUCCCUCUGUUGGCCCAGAAAGGAGGGUCAACCCUACUUAGGGCAGGUGCUUCUUCUUUCCCCCGUUCAGCCUGUGUGGGGCAACCCCACAUAACUAGGAGGGCUGCAGCAGGACACCCAGGAGAGAGGAGAUGCUUGUGUGGUGAUACUUGCAAGACCCACGGCCCCAAGAGUUCAGCUUGUUCCUCUGCUAGGCAGUCCCCUCAAAUCCUGCCUGUUUCUUGAGAUUGUCAUACAGGGCUUCAUUUUGAGCCAGGUCUUCACGAGGGCAGGGGCCGGUAGAGCCCCCGACCCCUUCAGCACCAGGGCUCAUCUCUCCCACUUGAUUGUCUGCAUUCACAUUCACUGGAGUUUUUUUGUUCCUAUACAUGGAGUGGAAAAAUGUCUCUGGACUUGUGCAGAGUACGUUUUCCUCACCACAGUCAGUGCCCACACAGGCAUAGGAUUAGGGGCUUCCAGGUCACGGGAUACAUAUUCUUUCUUAGAUGACAAACAGCCCAGAGCCUUUCAUUUUAGAGAUUAAGCACUGCCCAUAUGGAUUGACUGCCUGGUGGAUGAGACACUGUAUGUGAUCACUAAGCAUUGGAGGGAACACCUGACUACUCCAUGUUUUUGUAGACCCAGCCCCAUGGGGGUUUUGGCACAAUGUGUUAGUUCCAAAGAGCCUCAAUGGGAUAGCUGUUCUGAGCAAUCUGUGGAGCCUUGGUUUUCUCAUUCACACGUCAAGGGCCAUGUGAGCACCAUUGACCAGGAGGUGGUUCUCCUACACAAGCCCAUCGCUGUGCUCUUGUGCAGCUCCCAUUUAUUUAAAUACAGGGGAAUGCCCUAGUCAAUUGCAUCCCCAUGGUGCUUUGGUACUUAAGGCCCUGCUUGGUCCUGACUGAGUGUCACAUUUGUGUAUAGCAGUGUGGCAAUACUGUGGCUUAAUCUGUCAAAAGCCGCUGGUGUCGCUUUGCCAAGUGCUUGUCAAGUUCAAAGGGAGGAAGGCAGCUCCCCUAAAUUACAUGUUGUUACAUGUGUUUACAACUAUUCCCAAAUUGUGUAUGUGUGUGUGUGUGUGUGUGUGUGGCCUCUGAUCAUUUUGCCAAGAAAAUGUUUUUGUAGGAAAUAUUGACUUUUUUUCUUAACAGUUUCCCCACUCCCCAUUUUGCUUUACUCUCACCCGCUCACUCGGAGAAUCCUGUAAGUAAUAUGCACUGAAGAAGUGGUUGGGAUUGCUGAUAAUUUUGCAUAUGUAUGUAAAUAAAAUAUUUAUUGUUGCCUGUUUUAUAUUCUUAUAGGCCUACCCCAAGGUUCCUGCUCCUAGGUUUAUGUGUUAUGUUGUUUUCAUUCACGCAAGUGUUGUCAUGAAUCUUGUUUCCAGCAUUCUAGAAGAAAAUAAAGUAUAUAUUUUUAUCAA
Messenger RNA from Hemicordylus capensis (graceful crag lizard), 2680 nucleotides. RefSeq names its product Wnt family member 1 (gene WNT1). The coding region runs from base 101 to 1129 and encodes 342 amino acids. Gene Ontology annotation, cellular component: extracellular region. The transcript is spliced from 5 exons. Lineage: Eukaryota; Metazoa; Chordata; Lepidosauria; Squamata; Cordylidae. Gene Ontology annotation, biological process: multicellular organism development; neuron differentiation; canonical Wnt signaling pathway. Gene Ontology annotation, molecular function: cytokine activity; frizzled binding. The record is from RefSeq and is a predicted model, not a curated record.